Molecule: messenger RNA, 1641 nt
Organism: Oryza sativa Japonica Group (Japanese rice)
Lineage: Eukaryota; Viridiplantae; Streptophyta; Magnoliopsida; Poales; Poaceae
Product: eukaryotic translation initiation factor 3 subunit I
Biological process (GO): cytoplasmic translational initiation
Cellular component (GO): cytoplasm; eukaryotic translation initiation factor 3 complex, eIF3m
Molecular function (GO): RNA binding; protein binding; translation initiation factor activity
Source: RefSeq, a predicted model, not a curated record
CCCGCGCGCUCUACCCUGCCAGCACAAAAUCCCCAAUCCACCCGCGAGCUAGGGUUUUUCCGCGCCGCCGCACCCCACUCGACCCAGAUCCCCCAACCUCCUCUUCCUAACCCUACCACCCUUCCUCCCCGGCGGCGGCGAGAAGCAGUAGCCCGACAGCGAAGAUGAGGCCGAUCCUGAUGAAGGGGCACGAGCGCCCGCUCACGUUCCUCCGGUACAACCGCGACGGGGACCUCCUCUUCUCCUGCGCCAAGGACCACACCCCCAACGUCUGGUUCGCCGACAACGGCGACCGCCUCGGCACCUACCGCGGCCACAACGGCGCCGUCUGGUCCUGCGACGUCUCCCGCGACUCCACCCGCCUCAUCACCGGCAGCGCCGACCAGACCGCCAAGCUCUGGGACGUGCAGACCGGGAGGGAGCUCUUCACCUUCCGCUUCGACGCCCCCGCCCGCUCCGUUGAAUUUGCCAUUGGCGACGGCCUCGCCGUCAUCACCACCGACAACUUCAUGGAGAACGUGCCCACCGCCCAGGUCAAGCGCAUCGCCGAGGACCCCGAUGACCAGUCGGAGGAGUCUCUUCUCGUGAUUACUGGCAUCAAGGGGAGGAUCAACAGGGCCGUGUGGGGGCCGUUGAACAGGACUAUCAUCACCGCCGGUGAGGAUGCUACCAUCCGCAUUUGGGACACAGAGACUGGACAAUGUCUGAAGGAGUCAGACAAAGAGCAAGGACAUCAGAAAACAAUUACUUCACUUUCAAAAUCUGCAGAUUGGUCGCAUUUCCUAACAGGCUCCUUGGAUAAGUCUGCUAAGCUAUGGGAUACAAGAACUCUGACGCUGAUCAAGACAUAUGUCACUGAGCGACCUGUUAAUGCUGUUGACAUUUCUCCUCUUCUUGACCAUGUGGUUAUUGGAGGUGGUCAAGAUGCGAUGAAUGUGACUAUGACAGAUCGUCGUGCAGGAAAAUUUGAAGCGAAAUUUUUUCACAAGAUUUUGCAAGAGGAAAUUGGUGGUGUUAAAGGCCAUUUUGGACCAAUUAACGCGCUGGCAUUUAAUCCUGAUGGGCGGAGCUUUUCGAGUGGUGGUGAAGAUGGAUAUGUAAGGCUGCACCAUUUUGAUUCUGACUACUUCAACAUCAAGAUUUAAACCUAGAAGUUCUGAAACUCUGAGGCUGCACUUGAGAAAGGCCAAAGGUAUACCUUCUGGUUGGGCAUUGUUGUUUAAUCUCCAUCAAUCUCCGUCGUGUGGAGAGUCUCAGGUGCAGUGUUUAGCAACUGAUGGAGUACUUGUCGGACUUUCUUGUUGCACUGGACAUCCAGCUUUAUAGAUGCUUGAGAGAUUUUGUACAUUCAGCAAUCGAAGGCUCCUUAUACUGCAAAACUAGCUUAAUUUGCUUUUCAUCAUUCUUGGUUCACUUCUUCCAUAUAUCAAGUUUUGGGCAGAUGAUUUGUCUAUACGAUGUUGUGUUUCGGUUCACGUUCUAAUCAUGUGCAUAUGCUUCACUUGGGUGAAUUGUAAGAUGUCUCAUCGCAUAGCAAUUUCAUGACUUGAAGCAUGCACGGUGAAGUGCUGGCACUCUCAACUGUGUCAAGUUUACUAGCAUAAUCCUUUAAUAAUCUACGGGAGCAGAAUUCUAACUUAA